Messenger RNA from Salvia hispanica, 438 nucleotides. The record is from RefSeq and is a predicted model, not a curated record. Lineage: Eukaryota; Viridiplantae; Streptophyta; Magnoliopsida; Lamiales; Lamiaceae.
AUGGCUCAUGAUGGUGAUAUUGAUCCGUCGCGGCGAAUUGACGAAGAGUUGUGGGCCUAUACGUCCGCGGAGAUAAAUCGGUUGGUGCAAGAGCACUUGCACCAACCGGAGCAGCCGGCGGUCCCCCACCCCAUCCAUCAUCGAGUUGUAGUCCCCCGGGACCACCAAAGGUUGUUUGACGACUACUUCGCUGAGGAGCCGUGGAUUGGGGAGUCCUUUUUAUGGCGGCGUUUUAGGAUGCAACGACCGCUAUUUCUGCGUAUCGUGUCAGCUUUAGAGGCUCGGUACAAAUAUUUCCGGUUCAGGGAGGAUGCGAGUGGUAGACUCGGUCACUCGCCGAUACAGAAGUGCACCGCCGCAAUCAGGCAGUUGGCUUACGGAGGCGCGAUCGACAUGUUAGACGAAUACCUUCACAUAGGCGAGACGACUGUCCGCUAG